Messenger RNA from Arabidopsis thaliana (thale cress), 1264 nucleotides. RefSeq names its product EMB514 (DUF3223). NCBI's taxonomy places the organism in Eukaryota, Viridiplantae, Streptophyta, Magnoliopsida, Brassicales, Brassicaceae. The record is from RefSeq and is marked reviewed. Gene Ontology annotation, cellular component: nucleus. Bases 153 to 761 code for a protein of 202 amino acids. The transcript has 2 exons.
AAUCAAAUAGACCGAACCAGUUCGGUUCAAUCGGAAACCAAAGUCAUAUAAAUAUACCGCUUAGACGAUUUCUGUAGGUCACACACCCUCAAGCUUAAACCCUAGAAAUCGUAGAAAGGUGAAAAAAAGGCGGAAGCUUUACUAGCUUAACAAUGGCUGAAGAACAAGAGAUCGUCGAUUCCCUGUCAGCGGAAGUGAACCCAGACCAGAAAGUGGACAUGGAAGUCGAAACCGCGACCCCGAAAGCCGAGACCGGCGAUGAGAAACGUGAGAGAGAGGAGACAGAGGAAGAAGAGAACGGAGGUGAAUCGAAGAAGCAGAAGGUUGGAGAGGAAGAGAAGUCAGGUCCGGUUAAACUUGGUCCCAAGGAGUUUGUUACCUCUGUGGCGAUGUUCGAUUACUUUGUCAAGUUUUUACACUUUUGGCCAACUGAUCUCGAUGUUAAUAAGUAUGAGCACAUGGUGCUGCUAGAUCUGAUUAAGAAGGGCCAUUCUGAGCCUGAAAAGAAGAUUGGAGGAGGAAUCAAAACCUUCCAAGUAAGAACCCACCCAAUGUGGAAAAGCAGAUGCUUCUUUCUGGUUAGGGAAGACGAUACUGCAGACGAUUUCAGCUUCAGGAAGUGUGUUGAUCAAAUCCUCCCAUUGCCUGAAAACAUGAAGACUCCUGGAGCUAACGGCAAUGGACAUGGUGGAGGUCGCGGUGGCGGUGGUGGAAGAAGAGGCGGUCGUGGUGGUGGUAGAGGAGGGAGAUUCAGAAGAUGAAUAUGCUGACACUUGAUGCCUUAUUUCAAAAGAAAAUUUUGAAAAUUUCAGAUUUAGUUCUUUUGCCAAAAACUUUAAAAGUUAUGAUCUUGUCUAAUGCAACUGCUUUUUGUUGGAGAAAAAUUGUCAGUUUAUAUAACCCAUUAUUGCUGAAGAAGAAGAAUAUUGUCCCUACUAUCUUGACAACAUCAGAAAAAAACACAGACGCGUCAAUAGAACUAAAAAUCUGGUUGAUCUAGUUUUUAAAAACCAAUAAUUCAAAAACGAAAAACUCAAAUCAAAAUCUAGAUGAAAAAAAAACACUUUCCAUUGAUAGUGUAGUGUUGAUCUGGUUGCUAAAUGAUAAUGUUAAAUAAAAAGAAUUGGGGAAGUUAUGAAAAACCGACAUUUUGACUUUGGUAACUUACUGUGUGUGACAUGUUCACCGUUUACGACCCUUCUAAGAGAAAGACAAUGCCCUCAAACUAAAGCUGUCUUAAAUCUUAACCCUGCUAAAAAAUGAU